Triticum aestivum (bread wheat) is the source of this 1799-nucleotide messenger RNA. Its product is annotated as 7-deoxyloganetin glucosyltransferase. The record is from RefSeq and is a predicted model, not a curated record. The coding region runs from base 202 to 1662 and encodes 486 amino acids. Lineage: Eukaryota; Viridiplantae; Streptophyta; Magnoliopsida; Poales; Poaceae. The transcript is spliced from 2 exons. Gene Ontology annotation, molecular function: quercetin 7-O-glucosyltransferase activity; quercetin 3-O-glucosyltransferase activity.
GCCAGUGACUACUCACUCAACUGGAGAUCCAACAAUAUGUGAGCACGCGGAGACGUCUACGGCUCCGCCCACGCCCGCCGUAUUAUAUACCACCGCGUCAGGAGCUCAUUUGCCACAGCCCCACUACACGGCCACGCGCGCAACGUGGUGACCGAGAGCGCUACCGGAACCAACACGGCGACGCAGCUAGCUAGCAAAGCCAUGGGGUCCUUGCCGCCGGGAGAGAGGCCGCACGCCGUGAUGAUCCCCUACCCGGCGCAGGGUCACAUCACGCCGAUGCUGAAGCUGGCCAAGCUGCUCCACACCAGGGGCUUCCACGUCACCUUCGUCAACAACGAGUUCAACCACCGCCGCCUGCUGCGCUCGCAGGGCGCGGACGCCCUGCAUGGCCUGCCCGCGUUCCGGUUCGUUGCCAUCGCCGACGGCCUCCCGCCGUCCGACCGCGAGGGCACGCAGGACGUCCCUGCGCUGUGCUACUCCACCAUGACCACCUGCCUCCCCAGGUUCAAGGAGCUCGUCGCCAAGCUCAACGAGGAGGCCGAGACCUCCGGUGGCGCGCUGCCGCCGGUCACCUGCGUGGUGGCCGAUAGCACCAUGACCUUCGCCCUCCGCGCCGCGCGGGAGCUCGGCCUCGGCUGCGCCACGCUCUGGACCGCCAGCGCCUGUGGUUUCAUGGGCUACUACCACUUCAAGGAUCUAGUCCACCGCGGGCUCUUCCCUCUCAAAGAAGAGGCUCAGUUGAGCGAUGGAUCCUUGGACACGACCAUCGACUGGAUACCGGCGGCGCCCAAGGACCUGCGGCUGCGUGACCUCCCGAGCUUCUUCCGCACCACCGACCCCGAUGACAUCAUGUUCAACUUCUUCAUCCACGAGACGGCCGGCAUGUCGCAGGCGUCGGGGGUGGUCAUCAACACCUUCGACGAGCUGGACGCGCCACUGCUCGAUGCCAUGUCCAAGCUCCUGCCGUCCGUCUACACAGUGGGGCCGCUCCAUCUCACGGUUCGCAACAAUGUCCCGGAGAAAAGCCCCGUCGCCGGCAUCGGGUCCAACCUGUGGAAGGAGGAGGACGCGCCCCUUCGGUGGCUCGACGACCGGCCGCCGCGCUCCGUGGUGUACGUCAACUUCGGGAGCAUCACGGUGAUGUCGAACGAGCAUAUGCUGGAAUUCGCGUGGGGGCUGGCCAACACUGGCUACGCCUUCCUGUGGAACGUGCGGCCUGACCUCGUCAAGGGCGACGGGGCCGCACUUCCGCCGGAGUUCUCCGCGGAGACGGAGGGGCGGAGCAUGCUGUCGACAUGGUGCCCACAGGAGAAGGUGCUGGAGCACGAGGCCGUUGGGGUGUUCCUGACGCACUCCGGGUGGAACUCGACGUUGGAGAGCAUCUGCGGCGGCGUGCCGAUGGUGUGCUGGCCGUUCUUCGCCGAGCAGCAGACCAACUGCCGGUACAAGUGCACGGAGUGGGGCAUCGGGAUGGAGAUUGGGGACGACGUGAGGAGGGCCGAGGUGGAGGCCAUGAUACGGGAGACCAUGGAGGGGGAAAAAGGCCGAGAGAUGCGGCGGCGCGUGCUGGAGCUUCGCGGGAGCGCGGUGGCCUCCGCACGGCGUGGCGGAAGGUCCAUGCGCAACGUUGAUAGGCUCAUCGACGAGGUGCUGCUGGCUUGAUACAAGCUGGUAAAUGGUUUGGCGAGUCUAUUUAUCACAAAGGUAGUUUUGUUGCUUACUACUACAUGGAUCACGAAGGAUUUAUCUCUAAGAUAGAGACGAUGGAUUUAUUACAUGGGCAUUUGUAGCAUUGUUUA